Messenger RNA from Eupeodes corollae, 1697 nucleotides. RefSeq names its product transcription factor glial cells missing 2 (gene gcm2). Gene Ontology annotation, cellular component: nucleus. The coding region runs from base 1 to 1644 and encodes 547 amino acids. NCBI's taxonomy places the organism in Eukaryota, Metazoa, Arthropoda, Insecta, Diptera, Syrphidae. The transcript is spliced from 4 exons. The record is from RefSeq and is a predicted model, not a curated record. Gene Ontology annotation, biological process: regulation of transcription by RNA polymerase II; gliogenesis. Gene Ontology annotation, molecular function: RNA polymerase II cis-regulatory region sequence-specific DNA binding; DNA-binding transcription activator activity, RNA polymerase II-specific.
AUGGCGGAAGCCUGUUUUGCCCUAUUAGAAGAACGUAUUUUAGACCAAAGCAAAGCUGUAUAUCAAAUUAGCCUUCAGCCAAGAACACAUUUCGCUAUGAACAAUAAAAAAGAAUGGGACAUCAAUGACGCCAUUGUACCACAAGUGUGUGAUGGGGAAUUUGAUGAGUUUUGCGAAUGGACCGAUGGUCAUGUCCGCCUGGUUUAUUCUAUAACAAACGAAGAAGCUAAAAAACACAUUUCCGGUUGGGCAAUGCGCAACACAAACAAUCACAAUGUAAACAUAUUGAAAAAAAGUUGUUUGGGAGUUUUUGUUUGCUCCAAAGAUUGUGUUCUAUCGAAUGGAACCAAAGUUAAUCUUCGUCCGGCUAUAUGUGAUAAGGCACGUCGAAAACAAGAAGGUAAAUUGUGUCCGAAUAAGAAUUGCCAUGGUGGUAGAUUGGAAAUCAAACCAUGUCGCGGUCAUUGUGGAUAUCCUGUAACACAUUUUUGGCGUCAUUCGGGAAAUGCUAUAUUUUUUCAAGCUAAAGGAGUUCACGACCAUUCACGUCCGGAUCCGAAGAAUUCAACAGUUUCAAAGAGGGCUUUUGGUAGGAUGUCAACGGUAGGACGGGGUGUGGGUGGUGGGACUAAGAGGAUGAGUGCUCUUUAUAAGGAGACUGUACUUAAAGAAAAUAAGGGGUACAAUCAUACUCACACUCAGAUUAUGCAACCAACUACAAUGGAUAUUUAUCAAUUCAAUGUGUGUGGGAAAUGUUCGAAUCAUUUGCCAUGUGCCUGCACAACAACAAGUACCAUCUAUCCAGCAGCAUAUGUCCAGCCGAUUUCUUCGUCAUCGCCAUCGCAUGUCUUCCAUUAUGAUAUUGCAACCGAACAUCGACCCAAUAGUGUUGCAGGCGUAACUUAUACCACAAUAAGUUCCAAUAAUUGUGAUUACCAAUUUGAAUACAACCAUCAGCAUCAGCCCGUCCUAAAGCCUUCUCCAACAACACCCCUUAUAUGUUCCAGUAUUAUGGAAACUCCAUCCACAACACCGUAUAGUGAUAAUCAAUUAGCAGCUUUCCGCCCGAUACACAGUACUAACAACAAUAACAACAACACCAACACAAACAACAAUAACAACUGCAAUGCAGUUAGCAUGAAUCACAGUGAUAAUGGUACUUUGAAGCCAUUCACAGGAUUUCAAGAACCUAGUUCUGUACUAACAUCCAAUCAACAACAGCCAGAAUUCAUUAACUAUUCUCAAAUCAAAACCAUCGAUAGCAAACAAGAAUUGGAAAAAGUAUCGCCAUAUGGAAAUAAUAAUUCCAUAGAAGAAGUCUAUUGUCAUAGGACAUCAGUUUCGGAUCUAAAAGGCGAUAAGCAACCACGAAACGAAACGAUUCUCUACGAGUACGAAGUAAAUCCUUUAGUGAACAACACAGGUUUCUACGAUAACAAUUCUAACUACGGAGUUCUAAGCUAUUUUGAUAAUAGCCUGCCUGCAACAAACAACAACGUCCAUCAUGAUUCAGGCUAUUCAUCUGGCAGUCAAGGUCAAGGCUACACAUACGAGGGUUACCAUAACCACCACCAUCACCACCAUCAUCAAAUUCCGAAUGUUAUGAAUGCUUCGGCGGCGGCUUACUACGGCCACAAUGUGUAGCAUCAGUAGAAUCUUCCUCGCAUAGAAAUAGAAAUAGUUAAAUCUCGUUUAUA